Messenger RNA from Prunus persica (peach), 1801 nucleotides. RefSeq names its product probable lactoylglutathione lyase, chloroplastic. Lineage: Eukaryota; Viridiplantae; Streptophyta; Magnoliopsida; Rosales; Rosaceae. Gene Ontology annotation, cellular component: cytoplasm. The coding region runs from base 359 to 1423 and encodes 354 amino acids. The transcript is spliced from 10 exons. Gene Ontology annotation, molecular function: lactoylglutathione lyase activity; metal ion binding. The record is from RefSeq and is a predicted model, not a curated record.
UCAACCCAAAAAAAAGACAGGGGCCCACAGCGGCAAAACCUCGUCCGUCCACCAUUGUUGGAUUCUCCUAAAAUCCAAAUCCAAAUCCAAUCGAAUAAAAAAAAUUUAAAUUGUAAAUUGUAAACAAAGAGAAAAAAAAAAGAAGAAAAGAAAAAUACUUCUCCUCUCACUUCACUCCACCAGGCAAAGACAGGCACGAGCCCUUUCCUUCCUCCCCUCCCUUUAUUCUCAUUCUCAUUCCCUACCCAAAACAAAAAAAGGGAAAAAGAAAAAAAGAAAAUUUUAUAUCAGAGCCAGUUGAGCCAGUGACUCACAGCCUCAGAGACAGAGACAGAGAGGACAGAGAGAGAAGAUAGAGAUGGUGGGGAUAAUACCCAUGGCGUCCUCAAUCAGACCCUCGCUAUCUACGUUGAGGUUCGCUGGGGCUUCUCGCUUGGGCCUUUCUCUCGCUUCCUUCACUCCUCGGAGACUCGCUUGCUUUCACCUCGCUAGUGCUGUGCCACAGUCACAGUCUUUCGGUCUGAAAGCUUCUAAACUGUUGAGAGGAGAUGGUAAAACCAUAGGAGUGGCUGCUGGUGGGAAUGCCGCGCAAGCAAGCACAACGGCUACCCCGGAAAAUGUCCUAGAGUGGGUCAAACAGGACAAGAGGAGGCUGCUCCAUGUUGUUUACCGCGUUGGGGAUUUGGACAGAACCAUAAAAUUCUACACAGAGUGCCUGGGAAUGAAAUUGUUGCGGAAACGUGACAUACCAGAGGAAAGAUACACCAAUGCUUUUCUCGGAUACGGGCCAGAGGAUUCCCACUUUGUUAUUGAACUCACUUACAAUUAUGGAGUUGACAAGUAUGAUAUUGGAACUGCAUUUGGUCAUUUUGGUAUUGCUGUUGACGAUGUUGCCAAGACUGUGGAACUCGUAAAAGCUAAGGGUGGCAAGGUAACACGAGAACCUGGUCCAGUCAAAGGUGGCAAUACGGUAAUCGCGUUUGUUGAAGAUCCCGAUGGUUAUAAGUUUGAACUUUUGGAAAGAGGGCCUACCCCUGAGCCCUUAUGUCAAGUUAUGCUUCGUGUGGGUGAUCUUGAUCGUUCCAUAACUUUUUACGAGAAGGCUUUUGGCAUGGAGCUUCUUCGCAAAAGAGAUAAUCCUGAGUACAAGUAUACUAUAGCAAUGCUGGGUUAUGGCCCUGAAGACAAAAAUGCUGUUCUGGAGUUGACAUACAAUUAUGGGGUCACCGAAUACAACAAAGGAAAUGCUUAUGCUCAGAUAGCUGUAGGCACAGAUGACGUCUAUAAAACUGCUGAAGCAAUUAAACUCUGCGGGGGCAAGAUUACCCGGGAACCUGGGCCCUUACCUGGUAUCAACACAAAGAUCACUGCUUGCUUAGACCCUGACGGAUGGAAGUCGGUACUUAAAGUGCAUAUAAAGUAAACCAAAAAAAAAAGCUGCAAGGCUUAUGGGAUUUAUGCGGAGAACCUGUUUUUGUGGACAAUGUUGAUUUCCUCAAGGAAUUGGAGUGAGUUAUAAGAGGUGCUUACGAUACCGAGCUUGUGAUAUUGAAAGUGAAAUUUCGGGCCAAGAUGAUCGAUUCUAAGAAGCUGUUCUCUUGAAAGAAUGUAUUACAUCCCAUUUUGUAGAUAAAAUUAUAAUUAGCUUCGAAUAACCAUUGUAACAAGUAUUUAAUAUUUAUCACACGUUUAGCUUUGCAGUCAUUAUCAAAAGAAAAAGGAAAACAAUAGAACGAUGUUUAGCUUUGAAUCUUUAUUCUUAAUUAGUUUGACUUUAUAUAUUUAAUUAUUGUUUGGGUCA